AUGGCUUCAAACGAGUGCCUCGAUCAACCCCUGGAUCAGCAGACGGUGUCUGCACCUUCUCCGAACAGCGACGACGGCUCUACGAAGGAGCUUCUACACCCUGCCCCUUGCCACGGUUCUGCUCGCGAGGUCGAGAUGAAGGACGAUGAGCAGCCCAUGAUGGAGGAAGAUCUGCCUGGAGCGCUCCGGGCCGAAAUGGGCGAAGUUCACGAGGGGACCUCAAGUCAGGUUGAGAUGCAAGAAAAGAAGCGGAAAAGGGGAGCCUCAAUGGACUCGAAGGGCGCGCACGGACCGGAAUCCGAUGCUGAGAAGGCGCAGGCAACCACGGAUCCUUUGCACAAGUCCUUCGAAACUCUGUCCGUGUUGUUGCAAUACCUCUCUGUGACCGACAUCUUGGCCUGGCGUCAGACAUCCCUGGAGAACCGGAGUCCAAAGGUCUUGUUGCAGCACGUGGCCAACCUUUGCCCUUGCAGCCUGGACACGGCCGACAUGCUCGUCGCCUAUUCUGCAUUCGUGAACCGGCGUGUGACCACGAUCUCAGUCUGUGAAGCCAUCGAUGUCGAAGAACAAAAGUGCUUUCAAUGCCAGGAUUGGUGUCGCGUGCUGGCCCGCGCCAGGACUACCCAUUCCUUUGAUGCAGCGGACGUGCGUACGAUCAUCUGCCAGCACCUCCACAGCGCAUUCAGACUUUUUCUCGACCCAAGUGACGACGUGGCUGCUUCGGCCCACGAUUUGAUUGUAGAAUAUGGUCAAGGCGGCCUGCCCUUUGCGCACGAGCUGAUUGCAGAAGCUAUGCUCAGGCGGAUGCGACACAUCAUGUCGACCAAAGACAAUUUUGGGGUGGGCUGGCAACAGAUGUUGUACUGCAUGCAACACCUCGAGUCUGUCGUUCGAUCGCUGACCAAGCCUCAGCGGCAGGAAUGGGUAUCCUUGCUGGUCACAGGCCUGCAUCGUCUUGAGAGUCUCGUUCAAUCAUUCAAAAAGGCUCAUGCAGCUUCAGCUACGGAGUAUUUCAAAGAAAGCCAGAAGCUGGUGAUCGAGGACCUGGUGCUCCUCUGGUGUGUUGAUGACAAUCCCGGAGAGACUUAUGAAGAAGUGAAGCCGCAGUUGCGUGCCUGGCAGGGAUCCAGGACCUUCCAGGACGUGCGAAACAGCUUGUUGUUCCUCCUCAAAGCCUGA
Symbiodinium sp. CCMP2592 is the source of this 1179-nucleotide messenger RNA. NCBI's taxonomy places the organism in Eukaryota, Dinophyceae, Suessiales, Symbiodiniaceae. The record is from the annotation of a GenBank genome assembly.